This is a messenger RNA of Thalassophryne amazonica, 1256 nucleotides long. RefSeq lists its product as uncharacterized. Lineage: Eukaryota; Metazoa; Chordata; Actinopteri; Batrachoidiformes; Batrachoididae. Bases 465 to 1256 code for a protein of 263 amino acids. Gene Ontology annotation, molecular function: transmembrane signaling receptor activity. The transcript is spliced from 7 exons. Gene Ontology annotation, biological process: cell surface receptor signaling pathway. The record is from RefSeq and is a predicted model, not a curated record.
AAUAAUUGCAGGAUUUUCUUUCCUGUGGUAUUGCAGUAGCAUUUGCAGUGUUUGAUUCCUGUAGUAUCGCAGUAGUAUUUGCAGUAUUUGAUUUCUGCAUUAUUGCAGUAGUAUUUGCAGGAGUUUGUUUCCUGUAGUAUUUCAGUAAUAUUUGCAGUGUUUGCUUCCUGCAAUAUUUCAGUAGUAUUUGCAGUAUUUUGUUUCCUGCAGUAUUGCAGUAGUAUUUGCAGUAUAUGUACUCUGAGUGUCACAGUCACAUUUGAUUUUUUUCAGUCAAAGGGAAAAUUGAGGAAAUGAAAAAGUUGAGAAAGAAACAGAAGCACAAGUUUGUCUUUUCUUCCAAACAUGAUGAAGACACUGUUCCUGAUCUCUGUCUUUUUUUAUCGUUGUGAAAAAUGCGGAAAUGACGAAGCUGAGAAAGAAACAACAGCAGAAGUUUUCUUUCAACCUCUCGUCUGAACACUAUGAAGACACUGUUCCUGAUCUCAGGUGCGGCUGUGCUGCUGCUGUGUGAAACGACUGUUUGUGCAGUGUCCAUCCUCAUCAGUCCAAACCUGCAGCAGUUCCUCCGUAGGCAGUCCAUCAGUCUGUCCUGCUCCCGAGGCGGACUCUCAGUGGAUGAGGGGUCCGUAGUGAUGAGGACAGCACGUGGACAGACUCAAACGUGUGGUCCAGGCUUCGGAUUGCUUGUUGGUUCCUCCUGUAAGAUCUCAGACCUCCUUGAUUCAGACACUGGAGAUUAUUGGUGUCAAACCGGUGAUGGACUGAAGAGUGACAUCAUCUCCAUCAUUGUCACUGUUCCUCCAUUUCUGGAGAUUCCUGCACUUCCUGUGGUGGCAGGAAGUAAUGUCAUUCUGCGCUGUAUGGGUGAAAACGGCUCCAGCUUCCCCGCAGAUUUCUACAAGGGCAUUCAAAAAGUUGGAUCAGGACCAGAAUCUGGAUUUACCAUCUCUAACGUCCAGAAGUCGGAUGAAGGUUUUUUCUCGUGUCAUGUCACUCUGUCUGGGGAAUCUUCACAGAGCAAGCUGAGGGUCAUAGCAUCUCCCCAUGUCGUCUCAGGUGUCUCCCCCCAGGUGGUAGCAGCUGUGGUCUCUCUGGUUGUGUUGGUUCUGCUGGUUCUGCUGCUCGUUGGAGUUCUGCUGCUGUGGAGGAAACAAACAGGAAAGAAGACGUCACCUCCUUCAGGAGAAAUCACGUAUGCUGACAUCACCAUCAACCGGCCAACCAAGACAAGAGAUGACGUGGCAGGACUGUGA